CUAAGAUGGCGGACGAACUGUAUUUCUCCGCGUUUUCUAGAUAUUUUCCAUCUGUUCAGCACUGAAUAUUUGAACUUUUGUGCUAUGCUUCGAGUAAGCAGAUGCCUUAAACACGUAAUUAACACUAGCAAGUGUAUUUCGAAUGCAGAGCUUUUUACAAGAUGUAGUAAACGAGGUGGCCCCUUCGCAUGCACGUUGGGUCAUGGGCUAAAUUCUCCUGGCAAAUAUUGUUCGCCAACACGUCUAUUUCCGGCAUCUUUACAAUGUUCAAAGUUAUCACAAGACAGCCGAAUAACAAGAAUAAGAAAAACUCUACCUGAUGAAAUAUGGUCAAUUAUAAUUGUGGCACUGGGUGGUGUUCUUGUAUUUACUUAUACACAAUAUGAAAAAGUUCUGUAUGGUAAAAGGAGCCCCCCAAGCCUACAAAACAAGUUAAAGAUGGCAAAGAAAAAAACACUAGAUGGAGACAAAACACAAUCCAUCAUAUUGUUGAAGGAGGCUCUUGAUCUUAUACAUGAUUACCUAAAAGAGAUCAAGCAGGAUUCAGAUGAAGAACUUGAUUUGGAUGACAAGGAUACAAUUAAAGUGCAAAAGUACCUCGCUUAUGUACUGGAACAGUUGGCAAAUCUCACAUUUGAGCUUCAGAGAUGGAAUGAGGCAGAGAAUUAUUUCCGCCUACUACUGAGAGACCUUUUGUCACAGGAAACUCCAAAGGAUGAUGAUAGUGUCAUUGAAGUGUCUCUGAAGCUGGCUAUUGCAUGUGCUCAUCAAGACAAGCACGCUCUAGCCAUGCAAGGUUUCCAGUGGGCUACCAGCACAAUUCAAAAGAAAGUUGAUGAGUUACCAGCCGCAACAGAUAAUAGUAAAGCACUGUUAGGUGUGUGUCUAGAAGGUUGGGGCACAUAUCUACUGGCUCAGGAUAAGCCUGCACAGGCAGCCCAAUUGUUAUCAAGAGCCUUGAAUAUUUCCAAGGAGGUUCUGGGGGAGGACCAUGAACAGACAACGGUGAUCCUUAAUAACCUUGCAAAGGCCUACGCCGAAAGCGGCGACUACGAAUAUGCAGAAGAACUUGCCAGAGAAGCGAUACGAAUGGCCGAGAAGACACAAAGCACACAUCUCUCUCGGUUUAUGGCCAACCUGGGAACCAUCCUCAAUUUGGAAGGAAAUGUAUCGAAAGCUAAGGAGGCUCUGAAGACUGCUCUGAAACUGGCAAACGAAGCCAAGGACGAAGAAACUAAAGAAAUGAUUCACAACAGUUUGACUGAGAUGGACAGUAAUCCCUCGUAAGGAAUUACGAAUUGUGUCGAUUCUGUUGGAAAAGAAGAAUUUUAAAAACAAUUGGAAUGUUACAGUAAAAGAACGCCUUUUGACAGACUACAGCGCUGCUCAAGCAAUAGACCACAUUUUCUAUCGGUUUACCGUCGUAAUAAGGUCUGAAAAACCCCCCAGGAUGUUUAGAGAACACUAAAUAACGAGCCCAAGUGGGUUAUUACGCCGGUAAACCGAUAGAAAGUACAGUGUAUUAAAAUGAACUCGAAACAAAGCACAGUUUUCAGUUUUUAUGGGUUUACCAGUGCAAUAAACGAAAGGAGUUUGACCAACCA
Molecule: messenger RNA, 1604 nt
Organism: Stylophora pistillata
Lineage: Eukaryota; Metazoa; Cnidaria; Anthozoa; Scleractinia; Pocilloporidae
Product: tetratricopeptide repeat protein 19, mitochondrial
Biological process (GO): mitochondrial respiratory chain complex III assembly
Cellular component (GO): mitochondrial inner membrane
Molecular function (GO): protein binding
Source: RefSeq, a predicted model, not a curated record